AUGAGCAAGGAUAUCAAUAGCUAUGACUUAGUUCCCCGAAUUCUGAGGUUUAAUGAAGCAGUUAGAGAAACCAGGGGCACUAUAAGUGAGACUGAGUUUAUAGUGUCAGAUGAAGAUGUUGUAUCCAUUAAUCGACUAAAUAUGAAGCAGAAACUUGCAAUCGACAUUAUUACAGCUUAUGUAUACAAUAAUUUGAAAGGAUCUUUCUUCUUAGAUGAACCAGGAGGGAUGGGCAAAAGGUUUUUAUAUAAAGCUUUAUUGGCUGAUAUCAGAUCAAAAGGUUUCAUAGCACUAGCUACAACAUCCAGUGGAGUUGCAGCAUCUAUUCUUCCUGGAGGACGAACUGCCCAUUCACGCUUCAAAAUACCGAUCAAUAUGGACAUAAGCAAUAUGUGUACAGUUAGCAAACAGAGUGUAUUAACAAGAUUACUUCAACAGGCAAAGCUAAUAAUAUGGGACGAAACUCCAAUGAAGCACAGAAUAGGAAUCAAAGAAGUAGACAAACUACUGAGAGAGUUGAUGGACACCGAUGAUCUUUUUGGAGGCAAAGUCAUAGUUUUUAGGGGUGAUUUUCGUCAAGUACUUUCAAUUGUAACAAAAGGAUCGAAGCCUGAUUUUAUACAGUACUCAACAAAAGGAUAA
Coffea arabica (coffee) is the source of this 642-nucleotide messenger RNA. RefSeq lists its product as uncharacterized. Lineage: Eukaryota; Viridiplantae; Streptophyta; Magnoliopsida; Gentianales; Rubiaceae. Gene Ontology annotation, molecular function: DNA helicase activity. Gene Ontology annotation, biological process: telomere maintenance; DNA repair. The record is from RefSeq and is a predicted model, not a curated record.